Nicotiana attenuata is the source of this 1655-nucleotide messenger RNA. RefSeq names its product ATP phosphoribosyltransferase 2, chloroplastic-like. The coding region runs from base 198 to 1379 and encodes 393 amino acids. Gene Ontology annotation, cellular component: cytoplasm. Gene Ontology annotation, biological process: L-histidine biosynthetic process. Gene Ontology annotation, molecular function: magnesium ion binding; ATP phosphoribosyltransferase activity. The transcript has 11 exons. The record is from RefSeq and is a predicted model, not a curated record. NCBI's taxonomy places the organism in Eukaryota, Viridiplantae, Streptophyta, Magnoliopsida, Solanales, Solanaceae.
AAUUCCAAAUUAAAGGGAAUCGUUCUCUUUGCCUCAAGAGAAUCUUCCGUACACCACACGCGCCUGUUACUAUCGCUUCGCUUCCACCAUUCCAGAUCACCCAUUCGCGGCGGCGAUUUUAUCUCUUCCCACCGUCAACCUCCAUCUCCGUCUCAAUUUCCGCCGGCAUUUCAUUCGAGCGAAAUAAAAGUUAAAACAUGUCGGCUGUUCAGACGUUUUUCAUUCAAGGCUCCGUUUCAAGUUUCUCUUCUUCACCGUCUGUUACCAGUUGUCGCAAAGUUUCCGUUAAAUUCACAGUCUCUUGUUGCUCCGCGGCAUCUCCGGUGACCGUCGUGAACGGUAAUGUGGAGAAAAGAUCUUCCGAUAGAAAUGAAAUUCGCCUCGGCUUACCUAGCAAAGGCCGAAUGGCUACUGAUACUCUUGAUCUUCUCAAGGAUUGCCAGCUAUCAGUUAGACAGGUGAAUCCUCGGCAGUACGUUGCAGAAAUUCCACAGAUUUCCAAUCUGGAAGUUUGGUUUCAACGGCCAAAAGACAUUGUUCGGAAGUUGGUAUCAGGAGAUUUAGACCUUGGCAUCGUUGGUCUCGACACAGUCAGUGAAUUUGGGCAGGGGAAUGAAGAUCUCAUCAUUGUCCAUGAUUCCCUUGACUACGGUGAUUGUCGUCUAUCUCUAGCUAUACCAAAAUAUGGGAUUUUUGAGAACGUGAACUCAAUGAAGGAGUUAGCAGAGAUGCCACAAUGGACACCUGAGAGGCCACUGAGAGUUGCAACAGGAUUCACAUAUUUGGGUCCUAAAUUUAUGAAAGACAAUGGGUUGAAGCAUGUCACUUUUUCAACCGCUGAUGGAGCCCUGGAAGCAGCCCCUGCGAUGGGAAUAGCUGACGCUAUUGUGGAUCUAGUGAGUAGUGGAACCACACUGAGAGAAAACAAUCUGAAGGAAAUAGAAGGUGGAGUCAUCUUGGAAAGCCAGGCUGUCCUUGUCGCUGGCAGAAAGUCCCUAAUGCAGCGAAAAGGUGUACUUGAUAUAACACAUGAAAUGCUAGAAAGGUUGGAGGCACAUCUGAGAGCUGUUGGUCAAUUCACGGUAACUGCUAAUAUGCGAGGAAGCAGUGCAGAGGAAGUGGCUGAGCGAAUAUUGAGUCAAACGUCACUAUCUGGAUUGCAGGGACCCACCGUAAGUCCAGUCUUUUGCAAGCGGGAUGGACGGGUUACAGCUGAUUACUUUGCCAUUGUCAUAUGUGUACCAAAGAAAGCACUGUACAAGUCUGUUCAGCAGCUGAGAGCGAUUGGAGGGAGUGGUGUCCUGAUUUCUCCGUUGACCUAUAUUUUUGAUGAAGAAACACCAAGGUGGCGUCAGCUCCUUUCAAUGUUGGGGCUUUGAUCUAUCUAAUGAGUGCCUCGCUUAUUUGGUUUUUCAUAACCACAGUACAUUCUUUUUUCGAGAGAGGCCAAAAUGUUGGAACUGGGACUCCAUAUGGGAGACCUAGUUGGGGAAAUCUGUGUUGUCAGUUAGCCGGGCCAAGUUUUAUUGUAUUGACGUUUAGGUUUCUUAUAUCAGUUUGCUGUAGAUUAAUAUCAGCUCUUGUUGUAACAAUAAUUUUGUCUUCAUUUUAAUGCCAAUGGCAAUUCCAAGAUUGCAUAAACGAUUUUCACCAAA